GUGCUGCCUGCAGCAGGCAGGUCCUCGCCGUGAGGGGUGUGUCAUUAAUAAGUAAUUAGCCAGGGGUCACGCCAGCCACUUAUAUAAGAGGCCCUCGCAGCCAGACGCAGUAGCUUUACGCACGGUUUGGAGCAGAGGCACGGACUGAGCCGCAGCUCUGCGUCCACUACUCCCUUCUUUUUCUUUUUUUUCCGCCUCGCUCCACUCGCAGCAGCCGCGUCGCCGUCGCCGUUCCCGGGGGCUUUCUUUCCACCAACCCGCCUCCUUCUCCAUCCUUGCUUUUUUUUCAAAAAAAGGAGAAGUCAACAUGGGCUCCGUGCUUCCCGCCGACGCUCUGGCCCUCAAGUCUGGAUUUAAGUGUCCGAGCCGCGCUCUGUCGGACGUGAUCACGUCGGACAUCCUGCACAGCUUCCUGUACGGCAGGUGGAGGAACGUGCUGGGCGAACACCUGACGGAGGAGCGGCAGAGCAGCAGCCCCAAGACCGCCUUCACCGCCGAGGUGCUGGCGCAGUCUUUCGCUGGAGAGGUGCAGAAGCUGUCCAGCCUGGUGCUGCCCAGCGAGGUGAUCAUCGCCCAGAGCUCCAUCCCCGGAGAAGGUCUGGGCAUCUUCUCAAAGACCUGGAUCAAAGCCGGAACCGAAAUGGGCCCAUUCACUGGGAGAGUCUUGUCCCCUGAACACGUGGACCUGCUCAAGAAUAACAACCUAAUGUGGGAGGUGUUUAACGAAGACGGCACCGUGCGUUAUUUCAUCGACGCGAGUCAGGAGGAUCAGCGCAGCUGGAUGACCUACAUCAAGUGCGCCAGGAACGAACAGGAGCAGAACCUGGAGGUGGUGCAGAUCGGCAGCAGCAUCUUCUACAAGGCGGUGGAGACCAUUCCUCCAGACCAGGAGCUUCUUGUCUGGUAUGGGAACACCCACAACACAUUCCUGGGAAUCCCUGGAGUUCCUGGAGUCGAGGAGGAGCACCAGAAAAAAAGCAGAAAUGAUGAGUCCCACUCCUGUGACGGCUCUUCCUCGUGCUCGCCCUCCUCCUCCGCCUCCUCCUCCUCCUCCGCGGCCACCACCGCCGGCCGCAUGCGCUGCGUCAUCUGCCACCGCGGCUUCAACUCCCGCAGCAACCUGCGCUCGCACAUGCGCAUCCACACGCUGGACAAGCCGUUCGUGUGCCGCUUCUGCAACCGCCGCUUCAGCCAGUCGUCCACGCUGCGCAACCACGUGCGCCUGCACACCGGCGAGCGGCCCUACAAGUGCCACGUGUGCCAGAGCGCCUACUCGCAGCUCGCCGGCCUGAGAGCGCACCAGAAGAGCGCGCGGCACAAGCCGGUGGCGGCCGGCGCCGACGCGGCCCCCCAGGUGUCGCCCCCCCCGCCGCAGAUUAGCGCCAUAGCGCACCAGCACCCGAUGCCCCUCGUGCACCACAUCCCCACCAUGGUGCUAUGAUGACGCAAACACGGCGGGACAGUCGGGAGGAACAACGUUGCACUUUCGUGAGAGCGGAGCUCCCGGAGGAGGACACUCCUCAGGGUGGAAACAGACGUGGUGUUAAAGCAUUUCACAAAGACAUUCAAAUGUGUUGCCUUAUUUAAAUUGCAGAGCGAUGUUUUAAUGUUUGUAUUUUGGAACUUUAAAAAAACACCUAUGUUACAAGACUGGGUCAUUUUGGUAACUAAAACGUGUCAAAUGUCACUUGAUCAAAUGUGAGACGAGUCAAAUGUUUUCAACAUGUUUUACAUUUUACAUUAUAUCUCCUAAAGAUCGUUUGAGCUCGCACUCAGAGAUUUUAGUCAGUAGAAACGAAGACCCAUCGCUCCAUAAUGUAAACAGAACCUGUCACUUUAACCUUUAAGACUUUGGAAAAUGGUGUCAUUGUAAAAUUGUAUUGUACGCUACUGUACAUGUGAAUGUAAAUAUAUUUGUGUUUUCUUCUAUUCUAAAUAAAUGAUAUGCUCCAAUACA
Molecule: messenger RNA, 1957 nt
Organism: Betta splendens (Siamese fighting fish)
Lineage: Eukaryota; Metazoa; Chordata; Actinopteri; Anabantiformes; Osphronemidae
Product: PR domain zinc finger protein 12-like
Exons: 5
Coding region: 308-1441 (377 amino acids)
Biological process (GO): neurogenesis
Cellular component (GO): nucleus
Molecular function (GO): histone methyltransferase binding
Source: RefSeq, a predicted model, not a curated record